AUGUCAACUGAAGCUCUCCCCAUAACCCCAGGAGCCUUUGCUGAAGCAAUCAAAGAGCUCCCCAUCGCAGUCCUCUACAGCAAAGUCUCCGAGCUCACAAACUCCAUCGCACACCUGCACCGCUCGAAUGCUGAGCUCCGUGCAUUCUUAACAGAAAGCAACGACUCAGAAGAAGAAAAGAAGGAGCUGGAGGGGUAUGUCGCUGAAAAUGAGGGCGUGGCAGUUUCCAUGAAUGAACGGAUCGCGUUACUGAAAACCGAGGUCGAGAAUCGUGGACAGCCUUGGAUUGAGCUUGAUGAGCUUAAGAUCGACAAGGGACAAGACGCUUUGACAGAUGUGCCAAUGACAAAUGGAAAUGGGACUGAGAUUGGGACUGAGCCUGCGGCCGGUGCAGGACAGGAGUCCAACGAUCGGGAGGAUGGGGAUGGGGUCUAUCUGUGA
Messenger RNA from Penicillium crustosum, 441 nucleotides. RefSeq lists its product as uncharacterized. Gene Ontology annotation, biological process: proteasome regulatory particle assembly. Bases 1 to 441 code for a protein of 146 amino acids. The transcript has a single exon. Gene Ontology annotation, molecular function: protein-macromolecule adaptor activity. The record is from RefSeq and is a predicted model, not a curated record. NCBI's taxonomy places the organism in Eukaryota, Fungi, Ascomycota, Eurotiomycetes, Eurotiales, Aspergillaceae.